This is a messenger RNA of Syngnathus acus (greater pipefish), 2764 nucleotides long. RefSeq names its product polymerase (DNA directed), lambda (gene poll). Gene Ontology annotation, molecular function: DNA binding; DNA-directed DNA polymerase activity. The record is from RefSeq and is a predicted model, not a curated record. Gene Ontology annotation, biological process: double-strand break repair via nonhomologous end joining. The transcript is spliced from 9 exons. Bases 71 to 1756 code for a protein of 561 amino acids. Gene Ontology annotation, cellular component: nucleus. Lineage: Eukaryota; Metazoa; Chordata; Actinopteri; Syngnathiformes; Syngnathidae.
UUUUGUUGACCAGGAACAGUUUCCUGCGGCAGCGGCAGCUGGCCCCUGGCUUGCCCAUUUCACUCUGAAGAUGGAAUCAUGUCACGGGAUUGUGAAAGCUUUCCCCAAAGUUAAAAAGACCAGAGCUUCUCAAGGAAAGGAUUCUCCUCCUUUAAAGAAGAAAUCUGAUGAAUUUGAUGUGACAGGAAGUACCUUUAAUGGUACCUCAGUGUACAUCCUACCUGCAGGCAUAGGAAAUGCAAGAUGUCAGAUCUUCCAAAGACAAAUUCAACAGAACGGAGGCCAGACAGUGAGGUCUCUAUGUGUUGGUGUCACUCAUGUUGUUGUUGAUGACAACAUGGAGCGUGAUAGGGCUCUGCGUCUCAUCAAAGUGGAUGCAAUGCCUUCUGGGGUCCAUCUUGUAAAAUGCAGUUGGUUAAGCUCAUGUAUCAGUGAGAAACAACUCUUGGAUGAAUCAAACUACAGUCUUUUACCAAAGAGGAAUUCUGAAACUCAACAAGAAAAAGACUCGCUGAAGGAUGAUAAAUGUGCAACGGAAGCAUCUCUCAAGCCAGAGUGUGAUCCAAGCAAGCAAGGGGAGACAUCAGACAUGAGUGUAUCAGACAAAGAAGUAGUGUCGGGAGAAGAUGACGCAGUCAGUCAGAGUCACCUGGAAGCUCUCAUCACAGGCCAACGCCCCAAAGAAGAGGCGCUCAACGUUGAGCCAGGUCAAGGCUCUACCACUCAAACGGCGGUCUCAGGGAAGUGGGUCUGCGCACAGUCUUCUCAGUCCAAAAGUAAUAACUUCAACAAAGACAUCACCGACAAACUAGAACAACUGGCCAAGGCUUAUACACACCAGGGAGACAAGUGGAGGGCAUUGGGGUACUCCAAAGCUGUCAAUGCAUUGAAGAGCUAUCACAAGCCGGUUACAUCGUAUCAGGAGGCAUGUCUUAUCCCAGGAAUUGGCAAACGCAUGGCGGACAAAAUUGACGAGAUCAUGGAAAGUGGUCAUCUGCGCAAGCUUGAUCACAUUGGCGAGGCCGUGCCAAUAUUGGAGCUUUUCACUAACAUUUGGGGUGCAGGAGCAAAGACAGCACAGCUUUGGUACCAACAGGGAUUCCGCACUUUGGAGGACAUUCGCACAAAAGCCCACUUGAGCAACUGUCAGAAAAUAGGACUCAAGCACUACGAAGACAUCCUAGACAGAAUGCCCAGGGAUGAAGCUGCAGCCAUUGAGAAAGUGGUGAGGGAUGCUGCCCGAGCAAUUGAUCCCGGCCUGGUGGCGAUGGCAUGCGGCUCGUACCGCAGAGGAAAGAGCACAUGUGGAGAUGUGGACGUGCUUAUUUCACAUCCUGAUGGAAAAUCCCACAAAGGUGUAUUCACUAAAGUGCUCCAGAACCUCCACGACACUGGCUUUUUGACUGAUGACCUAGUGAGUCAUGAAGAGAAUGGAGAGCAGAAGAAAUACAUGGGCGUAUGCCGCCUGCCAGGACCAGACCGCCGCCAUCGGAGGCUGGAUCUCAUUGUGGUGCCCCACAAUGAGUUUGCCUGUGCGCUUCUGUAUUUCACUGGAUCUGCACACUUCAACCGCUCCAUGAGGGCUCUGGCAAAGACAAAGAACAUGAGCUUGUCAGAGCAUUCGCUUAACCAAAGUGUGGUGCGUCAAGGUAGCGCCAAGGUGUAUGCUGGCAUUCCCCUUCCUACACCUACAGAAAGUGACGUUUUUAAUCUUUUGGGUAUACCAUACAGAGAGCCCUGUGAACGGGACUGGUGAUGUACAAUCACCAGGAUUACAACAGGGGUUUUACCUCCCAUUAUAUCCAAGAAGCAAUUUAGACACCACUACUUUGGCGGAAUAUUAUUUUAUUUUGCACCCAAUGAGGAUAGACCUUCACAUGCUAUUUAUUUGCAUCUGUAUGUCUAUUUUGGGAAUCUCAGCUACAUUUGGAUGGGUAAAUAAUUCCCAAAAUUAGCUGGAAAAUAAAUCAAGUCCAAAUAAUAAAUCAAUUUUAUUUUUAGAAAUAUUACAAUUAUGUUCCAUUUCCAAUUUUGCGGAUCACCUGGAAUACCACCACGGACCGCUAGAGGGUCGCGGACCACCGGUUGACAGUCCUUGCCGGACAAGGAUGCGUUGUUCAUUUUUAAAAUCUAAGACAGGUUGAAUGUUGAUAGCCAGCAGGAAGAAAUGGAAAGAAACAAAAGAUAAUCAACCCGGUUAUGGAUAUGGUUGAUGGGUCGUGACUGGGCAAUGCUGCUGACUCACCAACGGGAAUGUUAUGCCUGGUUAAGGGUCGAAACCCAAUAUUUGGGUUAAGGUCCGAAUCCCAGUUUCUGAAACAUUGGGAAUAUCCCAUUUACGGACAGAUACCACGCUGUACCCCUGUUUGUGAGUCUUUUGUCAGUUUCUUUCAAUCUAUUUGGCUGAGUGUGUGCUUGUGCAUGACAUGGAAAUGAUGUUGUCAACACCCAUUGGCUCUUGCCAAGGAUUGACUGGGUGGAUUUGAGGACUGAAACUCAGAAACAGCCGGACGAUGCCCACCUCUGAAUAAUGGCAACAGGAUUUUGCCACAUAGUAAAAGCUUACCUAGGCUGGCUUGCCAUUGUCCAGGCCUGUCUCCAAAUGAAAAUAUGUGCUGCAUAUUAUCAAGCACAAAACAUGACAACAGAGACUCCGGACUGUUAAGCAACUUUAAUCGUAUGUCAAGGAAGAAUGGGAAAGAAUUCCAACUUUUACAACAAUUAUCUCCAGUUUCCCAACGCUUCUUGGGUGUUGUGAAAAAAA